Molecule: messenger RNA, 2089 nt
Organism: Pararge aegeria (speckled wood butterfly)
Lineage: Eukaryota; Metazoa; Arthropoda; Insecta; Lepidoptera; Nymphalidae
Product: short-chain specific acyl-CoA dehydrogenase, mitochondrial-like
Exons: 9
Coding region: 336-1571 (411 amino acids)
Biological process (GO): butyrate catabolic process; fatty acid beta-oxidation using acyl-CoA dehydrogenase
Cellular component (GO): mitochondrion
Molecular function (GO): flavin adenine dinucleotide binding
Source: RefSeq, a predicted model, not a curated record
UUUGCGAAUCGAGGCUGGUUUGUUGUGUUAAAAGUUUUUCGAUUAUUGGCGGUAGGGAAGAGAAAAAUUACGUUGCCUUGCACCGAAUGAUACCUUGUUUGGUUGGUCACAUAAGGUUCAAGAACCGGUAUUGAUAUAGUUAUCCGUAUUUAAGCGUUUGCCCUGUAGCUUCAUGUUGACAAAAUAUAUCCAAAAACUGGCCGCUUGACCUUGUGCGUAUCAUUCGUAUGAUUAUUUAUCAUUCUGCACUUAGUAGUAGUUUCAUGUAAUGCUACAUCGGCCGAGUCACGCAGCGAUAAAAGUUGAAUAAACUCAUUUGUGACAACAUUCCGAAAAUGGUUGCGGGCGCACUAUUAAAAUCGUCAAAAUCGAGCUUAUGCUUGUUACAAUGUAUGAAGGCUUUGGCCUCUCAGAGUCGCAGUUUCAACAGCCAGCUGAAUGACCAACAGCUGGCCAUUCAAGAGUUAGCCAGAACUUACGCCAAUGAUCGCCUCAAACCCAAUGCAUCAAAGCUGGACUUGCAAGGCCUAUUUCCAUUUGAGCAGAUACGACAGCUGACGAACCUUGGUUUAAUGGGCGCAUGCGCCGAUCAAGAAUACGGUGGCCUCGGCCUAGAUUACCUGUCUUUAGCAGUGGCGGUCGAGGAGAUAUCGAGAGGUUGCGCCAGUACUGGCAUGGUGGUGUCAAUACACAACUUCCUUUACGCCAAUCUAGUCAAUGAGAGAGGCACGCCGGAGCAGAAGGAAAGAUUCCUCUGCGACUUUACCAAAGGAGCUAUUGGGUGCUUCGCGUUGAGUGAACCUGAUGCCGGCAGCGAUGUGGCGAACAUCAAGACAACAGCUCGUCAAGAUGGCGACUACUGGAUACUUAACGGCAAGAAAAGCUGGGUGACGUCAGCUGUCGAGGGCGCCGCAACGGUCGUCUUUGCCACCUUCGACCCAGCACUGAGGCAUAAGGGCCUAGCUUGUUUCCUCGUCCCAUUGGACGCAGAAGGCGUUUUCAGAGGAAAGAAAGAGCAUUUAAUGGGUGUGAGCGCUGUUCUCAGGGCCGCAACCGCCUGCGAUCUGACGCUGGAAGAGGUGCGGAUACCUAACGCAUUCCUCAUAGGGCAAGCCGGAGAGGGGUUCAAGAUCGCCAUGGGGCAACUGGACCAAGGCCGCAUCGGGAUCGCCGCACACGCUGUUGGAAUCGCGCAGGCAGCUUUGGACACAGCUAUCACUUACGCCAAAGAGAGGCAUGCUUUCGGCAAGAAUCUAACAAGACUGCCAUCUGUAAAGGAUAGGUUAACAGACAUGUGUAUAAUGGUGGAAACCGCGCGUCUGCUUACGUACAGAGCAGCGACGGACGUUAGUACGAAGAACAGUUCGAUGGCUAAAUAUGUUGCGGGACGUAACGCCGCCGCAGUGGCUGACAAUUGUGUACAGAUACUGGGCGGUAGAGGACUGUCCACCAAGUUCAAUGCUGAGAGACACUUCAGAGAUGCCCGCGGUACGCAGAUAUACGGUGGAGUAACAGACAUUCAGAAGCGCCUUGUCGGACAUUUCCUGCUCAAAGAAAACGACGCCCUCUGACGAAGCGAGGGUUAUAACCAAGUUGAGUGGAUUGAAUUGAACCCUGUAUUCACAAACACUAUUUUAAACAGGGGUCGGCAAGUAACUUAUAGUGGGCUCUAGGUGAUAAAAAGGUUUAAAUUAUUAAAAAAAACAUCUUGUUCAUCUGCUCUAAUUCAUUUAUUUCAUCAUGUAAAUCCAUAGACACUGCUGGUAUGGCAUAGGUCUUUUUAGGGAUGUCCAAAUACCACGGUCUCGUGCCGCUGUUGAUGUCAUCCGUCCACGUCGUCGGGGGUCUAACAGGGGGGUUUACCGGGUCAACCCAUUCCAACACCUUUUCUAUUGAACUAAAUUAAUGCGGAAUUAAAUCAAAUUUUUGACCUCUCAGAUCUCGCUGGCCCUAGUAUAAAUGGGAAAGUGUAUGUGAAAACGAACAUUGCGGGAUACCUAUAGAUGAGAUAUAGAGCGUGUAACCGAAUUACGAAAUAAUGUUGAAGGAUGCAUAAGUGUACUUCAUAAGGAAUCACCCUGUAAAAAUG